CAUGGCUGCCGUGGCUGGGUGCGGGCUUGGGAAUGAAUCCGCUUGUGAACUCCGCCAUCCUUCCCCUCGCGUUGUCCGUUUCCAUCUGGGAGAUUGCAUUGAUUGCUCUAGUACAGGGGGGCAGCGGUAUUGCGAUUGGCUGAGCUGUGGGAAGCGGUGUCUGGGCUCUUGGAGAUGUCGGGGAUGAGGCCUAUGGACUUGCGCUUUAUACAGAGGCCGAGCUGUCCGUGUUGCUUCCCCGGUGCCUGUUCCUGGGGAUAAACUUCUGGGAAUCUCCUGUUUAGUGGCACUGACAUGUAACUCACUGCAACAGAUAAUCUCGGAACAAUGGUGCGCUAUUCUCUGGACCCGGAGAACCCCACAAAAUCAUGCAAAGCACGGGGCUCAAAUCUUCGAGUGCACUUUAAGAACACUCGUGAAACGGCUCAGGCUAUCAAAGGCAUGCAUAUCCGUAAGGCCACCAAAUACCUGAAAGACGUCACCCUGAAGAAGCAGUGCGUUCCUUUCCGCCGCUACAAUGGUGGUGUUGGGAGGUGUGCCCAGGCUAAGCAGUGGGAUUGGACACAGGGACGCUGGCCAAAAAAGAGUGCAAACUUCCUCCUACACAUGCUGAAAAAUGCUGAGAGCAAUGCAGAGGUUAAGGGUUUGGAUGUUGAUUCCUUGGUCAUUGAGCACAUUCAGGUGAAUAAGGCCCCCAAGAUGCGCAGGCGUACCUACCGUGCUCAUGGUCGCAUCAACCCCUACAUGAGCUCCCCAUGCCACAUCGAAAUGAUCCUUACUGAGAAGGAACAGAUCGUCCCCAAACCUGAGGAGGAAGUCGCUCAAAAGAAAAAGAUCUCUCAGAAGAAGCUGAAAAAGCAGAAGCUCAUGGCUCGGGAAUAAAUACCUGUACAGAAAUAAAGCUCCCAAAAACUGUUA
Xenopus laevis (African clawed frog) is the source of this 918-nucleotide messenger RNA. It is a transcript of the gene rpl17.L, whose product is annotated as ribosomal protein L17 L homeolog. The transcript has 7 exons. NCBI's taxonomy places the organism in Eukaryota, Metazoa, Chordata, Amphibia, Anura, Pipidae. Gene Ontology annotation, molecular function: structural constituent of ribosome. Gene Ontology annotation, biological process: cytoplasmic translation; translation. The record is from RefSeq and is a predicted model, not a curated record. Gene Ontology annotation, cellular component: cytoplasm; cytosolic large ribosomal subunit; ribosome. Bases 328 to 882 code for a protein of 184 amino acids.